Messenger RNA from Cladophialophora carrionii CBS 160.54, 1998 nucleotides. RefSeq lists its product as uncharacterized. Gene Ontology annotation, biological process: anaphase-promoting complex-dependent catabolic process. NCBI's taxonomy places the organism in Eukaryota, Fungi, Ascomycota, Eurotiomycetes, Chaetothyriales, Herpotrichiellaceae. Gene Ontology annotation, cellular component: anaphase-promoting complex. The record is from RefSeq and is a predicted model, not a curated record. Bases 1 to 1998 code for a protein of 665 amino acids. The transcript has 2 exons.
AUGUUCCUAUCCACAUCCCUCCCCCUUCUGCCUCCACCGCCAUCAUCUCUUUUCCCCCCAAUAACUGCCCCGGCGUCUGACGCACCUACAUCCACUCCUGCCGCGCAUCACCAUCACCACCAUCGCCGUCAAAAGCACAAUGCCGUCUACAACGCCCGCAACAACACGCUCCUCGCGCUUUCGACCGACGAACGCACCGUCUCGCAGCGAAAAAUGGCCAUCGCCAUGUACGGCUACAGCUGGCUAAAGCCCGCUGGAUGUGCGAAAACGAUGCUCGGUCGUCGCGAGGAGGAAGUGGAACGUGAGGAGGUUGAACGACAGCUACGCGAAGUGGAGUUGCAGGAGCGGCUGGCGCUGGAGACUGAGGAGCAAGAAAGGAUGGCGAGGGCGCAGGAGCUGGGCGAGGUGGAAGAAGGAAGGGACCUGGAUGAGGAUAUCCCGGACGCGGAUGACCCUGAUCCUGAUGCCGACUAUGAGAGUGAAGAAGAAGACGGCGCGGCAGAGGAGGGAGAAGAUGAAGAUGGCAUGGAGAUGGGCAUGGCAGCAGAUCUUGACGACGAGAUCCCCGACGCAGACGAUCAAGAGGCCGAAGACGACGACGAGCCUCUUUCUCCUGUGGGCGCGGAUGGAGGUUGGGUGUACGAUACGCGACGAGAGCCAGAUACCGACGACGAAGACCAACUCCCUCAGCCGUUGCCGCCGCCGAGGCACCGAGAUCGAGGACACGCAAGACACACGACCGUUGCUGGGGUACGAGUCCCCUUGUCGGGAAGCGAAUACGACUACGACGAGCGCGACGCUGAAGAUCUCGCCAACGCAAUGCUCGAUGGAGAUGACAUGUACGAAGCCGACCUCCAUGGACCUGGCCGUAGUACGCUGUCGGGAGACCGUGAUCUCGACGACGAGGUGCCCGACGCAGAUGAUGAUCAAGCAUGGGAACACACGGACACGGAACUGGAGGAGAGCGAGAUGGACAUCUCCAUUCUACCCCAAGCAGCCCAGCCAGGACACGGUCGUCUCAGUGGGGGAGGACAAGAGAGCCCUCAACUUCAUCCUCAAUUCCUGCCGCGGAGCUCAGCUCGUGCGGCAGCGCCACGCUCUUCGGGACCAUGGAUUACAGGCCCCUCGCCUCUCCCCAAUGCGCGUUUCACCCCGGCACAGCGCUCCGUAUCCACGCGGGCCGCUCGAAUCGUCUCCGGAAACAGACAGCGACCUUAUCGUCCCGAUCUUGCUCGUCCAACCACGCGCCAUCAAUUACAGCAGACUCAUACUCCAGAACUGCUCGAUACACCUCCCCUCGCCGCUGAGGCUGGGGUUGAUAUCGACGUCGACCUCGAUCCGGAUGUGGAUGACGAGGAAGUUGAUACUGAUCUUGAAGGCGAAGAUGCCGGCGUUGAUAUCAACACACCGGACCCGUUUGCCGCCCCCGAGCAUGCACGUGCCCCUGCGCAGGCGGGAACCGGAGAUCAAGGAAGACAGCUCCGUGCGCCAGCUAUAGGAGUACCUCGUGCGCGAGGACAGGGAGGCAGAGGCGGUGCGACUGGCGCCGGCAAUACCAGUCCAAGCCGCGCCGCUGCGGCGCGGAAUUGGCUCGACGGCGCGGCCGCCACUCUGGGCGUUGGUGGCUCCAGGGAUGGGAGUGCGAGUGCGAGGACGAGUACGAACGUCGGGGCGAGGAGGACGUUAUUCCAGCGGGCUACCCGUCGACGCAAUGCUGGCGCCGGGACAGAUGCCGAUGUUGCGGCCGAGCUGCAGACUGGAGGACCGGCGACGUCCAGCGGUGGCUUGUUUUCUUCGCCCAACGUAGCCUCCAACGGCGGCGACGGAGACAGUGGAGGCGCUGGCGGAGGCGGAGGCGGAGCGGGUGGAGGAGAGUGGGACACCCCGGAAAGUGCGAGCACGAGUGCACCUCCGGGACAGACUCAAGACCAAGGCAGAAGAGUCGGCAGACGACGGAGUGGGCGAUUCUUGGCCGGCAGAAGCCGGGCGGCCGAGUAA